Aspergillus versicolor CBS 583.65 is the source of this 1917-nucleotide messenger RNA. RefSeq lists its product as uncharacterized. Lineage: Eukaryota; Fungi; Ascomycota; Eurotiomycetes; Eurotiales; Aspergillaceae. Gene Ontology annotation, biological process: transmembrane transport. The transcript has 3 exons. The coding region runs from base 1 to 1917 and encodes 638 amino acids. The record is from RefSeq and is a predicted model, not a curated record. Gene Ontology annotation, molecular function: transmembrane transporter activity.
AUGACCAACUCGGGCCGAGUCCUGCAGGAGGUCGAGGAGUCUCCGUCUGGCACUGACGAGAAUAAUAUCGUCGACUUCCAGCCCAUCCACGACCAGCGCCGCUCCUUUUCGGUCUCGCUAGACUCGCGACGGCCGCCGUCAAACCACACCCCUGCUGCUGGACGGCGCUCGCUCGAUCAGAAGGAGCGCAAUGGCUAUAUUAUCCUCGAUGAGGACGACUGCUACGAGGAGCUGGGAUUCUGCUUCCCGUCCUGGAAGAAAUGGAUGAUCAUCACCGUCAUCUUCCUCGUCCAGACCUCGAUGAACUUCAACACCAGUCUUUAUUCUAAUGCCAUUGGUGGUAUUUCAGAAGAAUUCGGUGUCAGUCUCCAGGCGGCGCGCUGUGGUGCCAUGAUCUACCUUAUAACCUAUGCAUUUGGCUGCGAGUUAUGGGCGCCGUGGAGUGAGGAACUGGGGCGCAAGCCUAUUCUGCAAUUGAGUAUGUUCCUCACUAAUAUCUGGCAACUGCCUGUCGCCCUGGCGCCGAAUUUCGCAACGAUCAUGGUUGGUCGCGCGUUUGGAGGUCUCAGUCUGGCUGGUGGCUCCGUCACGCUGGGAAUGAUUGCAGACCUGUGGGAGCCCGAGCAUCAACACUACGCCGUAGCCUGUGUGGUGUUCUCCUCGGUCGGUGGCUCAGUCCUUGGCCCCCUGAUUGGAGGCUUCGUCGAAGCCUUUCAACCUUGGCCUUGGGCGAUGUGGAUUCAGCUGAUCUUUGGUGGAUUUGUUCAGCUCUGCCACUUGGUGCUGGUGCCCGAAACCCGGUCAACAAUCAUGAUCAACAACUAUGCGAAGAAGCAGCGCAAGGAGACUGGGUUGAAUGUCUGUGGCCCUGAUGAGUUCCUGUCCUUCAAGGAGCGCUUCUCUGUCAAACAGAUCAUACACCAUAUGUUCCGUCCGUUCAGGAUGCUGGUCACCGAGCCCAUCGUGUUGACCCUGUCGCUGCUCAGUGGAUUCAGCGAUGCUCUCAUCUUCAUGUUCAUCCAGUCCUUCAGUCUGGUGUACGCACAGUGGAACUUCAGUACUGUGGCCAUAGGUCUUUCAUUCAUCCCCAUUCUAGUGGGGUACAUCAUCGCCUGGCUCAGUAUGUACCCAGUGCUGCACCGCAACGCUAUGAAGCGCCAGAAGAACCCCGACGACGAGCACGCGCAGUAUGAAUCGCGACUCUGGUGGUUAUUGUAUACAGCGCCGUGCCUCCCUAUCGGUUUGAUUGGCUUUGCGUGGACGAGUCUGGGACCCCCGCUCCACUGGAUGGGAACCAUGGUCUUUGCCGCUAUCGUGGGCAUUGCGAACUAUACCAUCUAUAUGACGACCAUCGACUAUAUGAUCUGCGCCUACGGUCCGUAUUCUGCAUCUGCAACUGGUGGCAAUGGCUUCGCCAGAGAUUUCCUCGCCGGUGUUCUCACCGUGCCUGCCACUCCAUUCUUCAGCAAUAUCGGUGCCCCAACGCGCAAUCUUGAAUACGCCUCUACAAUCCUCUUCUGCAUCUCCUGCCUCCUCGUCCUCUCCGUCUACAUCAUCUACUGGAAAGGCCCAACCAUGCGCAAAACGUCCCCCUUCGCCCAGCAACUCUCCGACGCCCGCAAGGAAAGCGCCAGCCGCCGCGCCUCGCUCUCAUACACCGGAUCGCGCCCCGUCUCGCGCAGACCGAGUAUGGUGCCCGCCGGGUCCGCGCCUGCAUCGCGUCGGGCUUCUCGCGUCAAACCUUCCUCAAAACCGGGGUCGAGAAGACCUUCUGUUGAGAGAGAGAAGGAGAACGUUGGAUCGAAGCCCGCGUCGCGCAGACCUUCUGGAGAGAAGGAGAGGCAUGCCGGGUCGAAGCCUGGAUCGAGGAGGGUCUCUUUUGAGAAGCCUAUGUCGCGGCCUACGUCGCGUGGAUAG